AUGUCGUUGGCGUUACCGGGUCCCUCCCAGGCGGGACUGUUCAAGCCUGGCUAUACGAGCCACGAUGCCGAAGAUGGCGCCGUCAUCCGCAAUAUUGAGGCCUGCCGGGCCAUCUCGCAGACCGUCCAGACCUCCCUGGGCCCCUAUGGCCGGAACAAGAUCGUGAUCAACCACCUGCAGAAGAUGAUCCUGACCUCUGAUGCGGCGACCAUCCUGAAGGAACUCGACGUCGUCCACCCGGCGGCCAAGCUGCUCGUCAUGGCCAGUCAGCAGCAGGAAUCUGAGAUGGGUGAUGCGACUAACAUGGUCAUCAUCCUGGCUGGCGAGCUGCUCCGGAAGGCGGAGGAGUUGCUGCGGAUAGGGCUCAAGACGAGUGAUAUUGUCCAGGGUUAUGAGAAGGCUCAGAAUUUUGCGUUGAAGGCUCUAGAAGUUUAUUUAAGAUCGUCGAUUGUAUUCGAGGGUUACUGGCUAACUGGAAAAGACCUUGAGGUCGACCGUUUGAAGGAAAUGCGCUCGCAAACUGAGCUUGUCAAGGCUCUCCGCACAGUCGUCGGAAGCAAGCAGUCCGGUUCGGAAGAGAUUCUCGCUUCUCUUGUCGCCGAAGCUGUCCUUGCUGUGUUGCCCAAGAAUCCUCUCAAUUUCAACGUGGAUAAUGUCCGGGUAGUCAAGAUUAUGGGUGGUAGUUUGGAGCAGUCGCGGGUCGUGAAGGGUAUGGUAUUUAAUCGGGAGCCCGAGGGCCAGGUUAAAAAGGCACGCAAGGCCAAGGUUGGAGUUUUCAGCUGCCCGAUCGACAUCUCGCAGACCGAGACGAAGGGAACGGUGCUCCUGCACAACGCGCAGGAGAUGCUCAACUUCACUAAGGGUGAGGAGGAGCGCCUGGAGGCGGCAAUUAAGGAGUUGUACGAUUCUGGUCUUCGCGUCAUCGUUGCCGGCUCCACGGUCGGCGAACUGGCUCUGCACUACCUCAACCGGUUCAACAUCCUCGUCAUCAAGAUCCUCUCCAAAUUCGAACUGCGUCGACUCUGCCGCGUGGUGGGCGCGACGCCGCUGGCCCGUCUUGGUGCUCCCAUGCCGGAUGAGAUGGGCACCGUGGACGUUGUGGAGACUACGGAAAUUGGAGGCGAUCGGGUGACAGUGUUCCGCCAGGAGGAUUCCAAUGCGGUGACUCGGACAGCCACUAUUGUCCUGCGAGGAGCGACGCAAAACCACCUCGAUGACGUUGAGCGUGCGAUUGACGACGGAGUCAACGUCGUUAAGGCUAUUACCAAGGACCCCCGCCUUGUUCCAGGGGCCGGUGCAACGGAAGUUCAGCUGGCUGAGCGCAUCUCUGCCUUUGCGGAUAAGACGCCAGGACUCCCGCAGCAUGCGAUCCGGAAGUAUGGUGAGGCGUUCGAGGUGAUUCCGCGCACGCUGGCCGAAUCCGCCGGUCUGGACGCCACGGAGGUGCUAUCGCGAUUGUACACGACACACCAACGCACGAACAAGGAUUCCGAAUCGGAGGAUGACUCGGAGGAUGAGGAGGAAGAAGAAGAAAGCGAAUCGUCCGAGGAGGAGGAGGAGCCGUACUGGACGACAGGCGUGGACCUCUUCUCGAACUCGUCUUCGGGCACGAUCGACGCUCUGGAGGAGGGUAUCCUGGACCUGAUGGCUUCGAAGAGCUGGGCAAUCCGACUCGCGACCGAGGCAGCCCGGACGGUGCUGAGCGUCGACCAGAUCAUCGUCGCUCGCCAGGCGGGCGGGCCGAAGCCACCGGGCCAGAACCCGAACUGGGAUGAGGAUUAA
Messenger RNA from Rasamsonia emersonii CBS 393.64, 1782 nucleotides. Its product is annotated as T-complex protein 1, theta subunit. The coding region runs from base 1 to 1782 and encodes 593 amino acids. Gene Ontology annotation, biological process: protein folding. Gene Ontology annotation, molecular function: ATP binding; ATP-dependent protein folding chaperone; ATP hydrolysis activity. Gene Ontology annotation, cellular component: chaperonin-containing T-complex. NCBI's taxonomy places the organism in Eukaryota, Fungi, Ascomycota, Eurotiomycetes, Eurotiales, Trichocomaceae. The record is from RefSeq and is a predicted model, not a curated record. The transcript has 3 exons.